Molecule: messenger RNA, 777 nt
Organism: Opisthorchis viverrini
Lineage: Eukaryota; Metazoa; Platyhelminthes; Trematoda; Opisthorchiida; Opisthorchiidae
Exons: 3
Coding region: 1-777 (258 amino acids)
Source: RefSeq, a predicted model, not a curated record
AUGCAAAGUUGUGGAUCCAGGAGUCGGAUUCCAAUCGCCUCUGCGAUCGAUAGUAGUCUGGACCGUACCAGUCGUGAUCGGUUCAGAGGAGCCCGGUGUAUAAUGGUGAAGGCUUGCUCCUUGUCUAUGACAUGUCUGGUUUCGGCCAAAUGUGAUGCAAUCGCGCUUGAGCCGGGAUUGUGUUCUCGCAUUCUGUCCGACAGAUGCCUUGUCGUACGAUUAACGUAUGAUGCUCGGUACGAGCAUACAAAUGAGUACACACAAAAGCUGGUGGUAAAACGUGGCAAUUUGUCCUUCAAGCGGAAUUUGAUAGCGGGGCUGGAGUUGAAGCUCAAAUACAGAUUAGCAGCCAAAAAAUGCAAACCGGGUGUGAGAGACGGGAGUUCUUCGGGGUCUAGAAGCUCAGAAACAGGCGCGGAACAAACGCUCGGAUCAGAGGGCAUCAGGCCAGCAAAUCAGUUUCACGCGACAGAAGAGAAAGGUGAUCGUCCAUCAGAAAUCGCAGAGAAGCUUUGGGAACGUGUGGUUGAUAAAAUCUAUGCGCAACAGCUCACCUUUCUGCUGGAGGCCUGCCGUGCGGAGUUUAUCCCCUCGUCCGGAAGUUCAGAACAGGAGUCGCCUGUCAACGCACGAUGUCGUUCAGGACGGAACCGUAUAACCGGAGUGGACUGCCCAAAGAAAACACCCGAGUCAUGGGAUAUUUCACCGGAGACCGCCGGGCUGUUAAAAGAACCCAUUUGUUCUGUGAAAUUGAUGCAAUCGGAACCACCAUCGUGA